AGGCAAUAAGGAUGGAAUUACAAAAGAGACUUGUCUUCAUCCAUAAAUAGCUCUGGAAGAGUCCAUCAGCAGCAGAGCAUGAGAAGGAGACACUAACAAGAAGCCACUUUCCCUCAAGUACAGGUCACCAUCAUGAUGCCCCCUCAGGUCCUCAUUUCAGGCCUCCUACUCCUUCUUCCAGCUACUGUGGAUUCUUUCCCAGAAGUGCAUGGAGUGGUGGGUCAGCCUGUCACACUACCAUGUAUGUAUCCAGUGUUUGAUGGAUUAGCAUCCAUGUGCUGGGACCGAGGUGAAUGCGCUUCUGAUACAUGUGGACAAACACUUGUCUGGACUGAUGAAAACGGAGUCAACUAUCAGACAAGCAGCCGCUACCAGAUAAGCACACAGCUUCUUCAUGGAAAUGCGUCCUUGACCAUCGAGGAUGCCUAUGAGAGUGACAGUGGUCUCUACUGCUGUCGGGUGGAAAUGAAGGGAUGGGAUGGUGUGCAGACCCUGACUACCUCACUGCAGGUUCAACCCGUUUGGACUACGUCUGUGACACCUUCGAACCACUCCUGGGAUAAUCACACUGAAGUGGUCCCAACAGAAACACCCAUGAAGAUCCCCAUCAGGGGCCUCUUUAUUGGAAUCUCUGUGUCUGCCUCGCUGCUGAUCCUUGCGAGCAUCCCAACUAUCAUACGAUGCAGACACAGAGAAAAGAAGAGGCCAGAAAGCAACUCUGAAGGCAGCUCAGUUUUCUUCCAUGCUUAUCAGAAUGGCGCUUUUCAAAGUACAGUGCAGCUUCAAGCCGAAGAUAAUGUCUACGUUAUUGAAGACAAUUUUCAUCCAAGCAUUAAAUCCCAGUCACCCUUGGAGAUGACAACAUUCCAAAGCUGCAGAAGAAAGUAAUGGGACUGUAACUGUGCUGGGCAUUCAUUAAGCUGCAGGGCUGUUUUCUGGGUCAGUUCAUCUCAUGUUUCUACUUCCCAGCAGUAGGUGAGAGCAUGACCUUGUAGCUGUUCAUAUGCAUGGUGACUGCUAAUAUAGUCCUCAUUCU
Mastomys coucha (southern multimammate mouse) is the source of this 1036-nucleotide messenger RNA. Its product is annotated as hepatitis A virus cellular receptor 1 homolog. The coding region runs from base 133 to 888 and encodes 251 amino acids. Lineage: Eukaryota; Metazoa; Chordata; Mammalia; Rodentia; Muridae. The record is from RefSeq and is a predicted model, not a curated record. Gene Ontology annotation, cellular component: cell surface. The transcript is spliced from 7 exons. Gene Ontology annotation, biological process: phagocytosis, engulfment; positive regulation of mast cell activation. Gene Ontology annotation, molecular function: phosphatidylserine binding; virus receptor activity.